Molecule: messenger RNA, 2052 nt
Organism: Erythranthe guttata (spotted monkey flower)
Lineage: Eukaryota; Viridiplantae; Streptophyta; Magnoliopsida; Lamiales; Phrymaceae
Product: pyruvate decarboxylase 1
Cellular component (GO): cytosol
Molecular function (GO): thiamine pyrophosphate binding; magnesium ion binding; pyruvate decarboxylase activity
Source: RefSeq, a predicted model, not a curated record
AAAAACAAAUGCCACUACAGAAAUCAAAAUAAAAUACCAUCAGAUAUUUAAUUGUAUCUUCUUCAUAUAUCCCGAAACUGCCCACAGAGUUCAGUAUCAGUAUUCAUCAAAACUGAAGCAGAAAGCUAUAUAUACACACUGAACCGCUACAAUCUUUCAUAUCUACAAUCAAAUCAGAGUUUCUUCUGAGAUCGAAAAAUAAAAUAAAAAAUGCCAUCAAGCGGGACGAUGGGCAGCCACCUGGCGCGGCGGCUAGUUCAGAUUGGCGUGCGUGACGUGUUCUCUGUUCCCGGCGAUUUCAACCUAACUUUACUCGACCACCUCAUAGACGAGCCGGAGCUGAAUUUGGUCGGCUGCUGCAACGAGCUGAACGCGGGCUACGCCGCCGACGGCUACGCGCGUGCCAAUGGAGUCGGCGCCUGCGUGGUGACGUUCACCGUCGGCGGUCUCAGCGUCAUCAACGCCAUCGCCGGCGCCUACAGUGAGAACUUGCCAAUCAUCUGCAUCGUCGGUGGGCCCAACUCCAACGAUUACGGUACGAGUCGGAUCCUCCACCAUACUAUCGGUCUGCCGGAUUUCUCCCAGGAGCUACGGUGUUUUCAGACCGUCACCUGCGCUCAGGCAGUUGUUAACAAUUUGGAAGAUGCUCAUGAAUUAAUCGAUACAGCAAUUUCCACUGCAUUAAAGGAAAGUAAGCCAGUUUAUAUAAGCAUAAGCUGCAAUUUGCCUGCAAUUCCACACCCAACUUUUGCAAGAGAACCUGUCCCCUUUUUUCUUGCACCAAAGAUAAGCAAUCAGCUCGGUUUAGAAGCAGCAGUCGAAGCAACAGCCGAGUUUCUAAACAAAGCUGUCAAACCAGUCAUCAUAGCAGGUCCAAAGAUGAGGGUUUCAAGGGCACAACAGUCUUUUCUCGACCUGGCUGACGCUUGUGGCUAUCCAAUAGCAGUCAUGCCCUCAGCCAAGGGCCUCGUCUCUGAGCAGCACCCGCACUUCCUCGGUACAUAUUGGGGUGCGGUGAGUACCACCUUCUGUGGGGAGAUUGUGGAAUCGGCUGAUGCGUAUGUAUUUGUGGGCCCCAUUUUUAAUGACUACAGCUCGGUGGGAUACUCUCUGCUGAUCAAGAAGGAGAAAUCGGUCAUUGUGGAGCCUAACCGUGUGACGAUAGGCAACGGGCCUUCCAUUGGUUGGGUUUUCAUGGCGGAUUUUCUGAAUGCCUUGGCCAAGAAACUGAAGAAGAACAACACUGCCAUGGAGAAUUACAGUCGGAUAUAUGUUCCACCUGGCAUUGCUUUGAAGCUCGAUAAGGACGAGCCUCUCAGGGUCAACAUUCUCUUCAAACACAUACAGGAAAUGCUUAGUGGAGACAGUGCAGUAAUUGCAGAGACAGGAGAUUCAUGGUUUAACUGUCAAAAACUCCGCCUCCCUGAGAAUUGCGGAUAUGAAUUCCAGAUGCAGUAUGGAUCUAUCGGGUGGUCUGUCGGAGCAACUCUUGGUUAUGCUCAGGCUGCAAAGGAUAAACGUGUUAUUGCCUGCAUCGGGGAUGGAAGUUUCCAGGUUACAGCUCAAGAUAUUUCAACUAUGAUAAGAUGCGGGCAGAAGAGCAUUAUAUUCCUCAUCAAUAACGGAGGAUACACAAUUGAGGUAGAAAUUCACGAUGGUCCGUACAACGUGAUCAAGAAUUGGAACUACACGGGCCUUGUGGACGCUAUCCACAAUGGAGAGGGCAACUGCUGGACUGCCAAGGUGAAAACGGAAGAUGAACUGGUGAAAGCAAUAGCAGCUGCGACAGAUACGUACAAGGAAUCGUUGUGUUUCAUCGAAGUGCUGGUUCACAAAGAUGAUACUAGCAAAGAAUUACUGGAGUGGGGAUCGCGUGUUUCUUCCGCUAAUAGCCGACCUCCGAAUCCGCAAUAGGAAGUUCUUUAUAGUUUAUUCUGUAAUUUGUCGACAGAGUAACAAUGGAAGUUCACUGUAUUUCGAGACAAACUAUCUUCUAGUAUUUUGUACAAGCUCCAGAUAAUCUAUGAUAAAUUUUCCCUGUUUCCUUUUUGC